Penicillium bovifimosum is the source of this 240-nucleotide messenger RNA. RefSeq lists its product as uncharacterized. The record is from RefSeq and is a predicted model, not a curated record. The coding region runs from base 1 to 240 and encodes 79 amino acids. The transcript has a single exon. Lineage: Eukaryota; Fungi; Ascomycota; Eurotiomycetes; Eurotiales; Aspergillaceae.
AUGUUCAGAAACACUGCCUUGAAGGCCACCAACAGCGGUAUGCUGCGUGGUGCGACCUCUUCAGCAUGCCGGCGCUCAUUCCACCUCACCACAAGUGCUCGUAGCGCCUCAAAACGCUCUGGCUUCAGCGUGGCCGCUCGUCGGCCUCUUGCCGUUGUCGAUCGUGCUUUCAACGGCGCCCGUUCCUACGCGGCCGCCGCGGAUAGUCCCGCCCAGGGAGUGGUAAGCAACACCUCUUGA